This is a messenger RNA of Mesorhabditis spiculigera, 1164 nucleotides long. The record is from the annotation of a GenBank genome assembly. NCBI's taxonomy places the organism in Eukaryota, Metazoa, Nematoda, Chromadorea, Rhabditida, Rhabditidae.
AUGCCCCGACGCGCGCUGGCAGCUUACUUGCUCUACAGUAUCCCCUCAAUUUUUCUAGUGCUCUACCUUACAUUCUCUGUCUGGCGUUCAAAUCACACCCUAUAUGAUGGACCUGGUUUCACGGGGCAAAAUUUCACCAACUACGAGCCGCAUUACCAAAGUGAAGACCAACUGCCAAGCGUAAACGACAAGAACUCAUCGAUAGCACUUGUGUAUAUAGUAAAGAACCGGAAAAAUGAGGCCGACUAUCGAAUAGCUGUAAAUUCGGCUAGGUGCUAUGCAGAGGUGCAUAAUUAUGGAUUUAUUUAUGUCGACUAUAGUGCGAGUAAGGAGCUGCAACUUUUGUGCCCUCAAAAUGAUUUCUUCUUCACGCGGCACUGCCUGAUGAGAGAUUUGAUGUACAACUCUGAUUAUGAAUUCUACGUCUUCUUGGAUGCAGAUAUUGGCGUGAUCAAUCCCAGGCGGAGAAUCGAAGAAUUCUUGCCCGCAAAAUCGAGUGUAAAUAUAGUUUUCUAUAACCGAUUUUACAACGAUGAAAUAAUGGCUGGUUCUUAUAUUUUAAGAAAAUCAAAACAAGCCGCGAAUUUCCUUCAGCUUUGGGUGGAAUAUAUGGAAAAAACCAAUGCUAUUCCGCAAGGGGGUACCGAUAAUGGAGCGAUUCAAAGUGUUGCCGUCGAAUUUUUUAUGCCAGAGCUGAGUGCUUUUCAGAAAAUUUGCGAGGAGAGUUGGGUGAUCUCAAGGGAUUACAACGAUUUGUUUCGAUUCGAGGCUUGCAUGCAAUAUUUGAUCUCAUUAGUGCCUAAAGAGGAAUUGGCACGACGGGGAUUUGUGUUAUAUGAUAAAGGACAAGGCUGGUCCCGAGACGGCUGGAUUUCUGGUACAUAUUGGUGUGGCCGAGAUCUAUUCUUUCAUGGAUGGAAGAAGCAAAAACUAGGUGGCGAAUGGGUGCUCCCCUUCACUAGCGAAGCUAUAUUUGAUCGAAAAUGCUCGUUAGGUGAAUUUGACAGAUGGAGUUAUGUCUCUAAACUGAAGAUAUCUUGCCUCGCCUUGGACCUGCGACACCAUAAGUACUACCUAGAGAAACGAGCAGCAUACUACAAGGCCUUGGAAACGCUUGUUGAGCAUGAUCGAUUUCCUUUGGAAGCUUAUAAGAAAUAUGGUCUA